AUGGGAUGUUGUUGUGGUAAAGAAAAAAAAGAAAAAGUUGAGCCAGUGGACAGUGGUAAAUCUAUGAAGAAGCUGGCGAAAAAGAAGGAUGUAGAUCAUGUAGAUUCAAAACCAACUUCAUUGUAUGUCGGCGCAGAGAAAUACGAUAAACGUGAAUUGGAGGAAAGACUUCAGGAAAAUCCAAACGAUGUCGAUGCACUAACGACACUCGGUGUAGUUCUAGCAAACGAAGGACGUGACAAAGAAGCACUCGAAGCUCUCAAAAAGGCAACCGAAAUCGACAAGGAAUCAUCAAAGAGUUGGGUCGCAUACGCAGAGUUUUACGAACGUAAAAAAGAUCCAAAGAAAGCACAAGAAAUAUAUAAAGAAGGAUAUAAAUACGCAUCACCAAAGAUUGCUUUGGAUUCAAAUGACUCUGAUUUAAUGUUACACUAUGCUUUGAAUUGUCAGAAUCGUGGUGAUAUGGAAAAGGCAGAGAAGUUGUUUAGAAAGGUGAUAACUUCUGGUCCUACCAAUGUUCGUGGACUUGGAUUAUACGCAACGUUUGUACUACAACACGAAAAGGAUAUUGAGAAAGCAAGCAACUACUUCAAGCAGGCUGCUGACGUCGAACCUGCUUCAGCCUACUGGUGUCAACGUUAUGGUGAAUUCCUUCGUGAUAAUCUAAAGAAUACACAAGAAGCAAACAUUUACUUUAAGAAAUCUGCAUUAGCUGUAUAA
This is a messenger RNA of Heterostelium album PN500, 720 nucleotides long. RefSeq names its product tetratricopeptide repeat protein. Bases 1 to 720 code for a protein of 239 amino acids. The record is from RefSeq and is a predicted model, not a curated record. Gene Ontology annotation, molecular function: protein binding. The transcript has 2 exons. NCBI's taxonomy places the organism in Eukaryota, Evosea, Eumycetozoa, Acytosteliales, Acytosteliaceae.